Trichechus manatus latirostris (Florida manatee) is the source of this 2616-nucleotide messenger RNA. It is a transcript of the gene UIMC1, whose product is annotated as ubiquitin interaction motif containing 1. The record is from RefSeq and is a predicted model, not a curated record. Gene Ontology annotation, cellular component: BRCA1-A complex. NCBI's taxonomy places the organism in Eukaryota, Metazoa, Chordata, Mammalia, Sirenia, Trichechidae. Gene Ontology annotation, molecular function: histone binding; K63-linked polyubiquitin modification-dependent protein binding; DNA binding. The transcript has 16 exons. Gene Ontology annotation, biological process: double-strand break repair; positive regulation of DNA repair. Bases 124 to 2376 code for a protein of 750 amino acids.
GUUGAGCUUCGCGCGCGCGCGCCCGCCGGCCCGCUCUUCGAUCCUGACGCGCUGCGGCCGCUCGCGACCCUCACCACCUAGGAGGAGGGGCUCGGCGGAGCGAUACGGCCGGCUGAGAAAAGGAUGCCACGGAGAAAGAAAAAAGUUAAGGAAGCCUCUGAAUCUCAGAGUUUGGCGAAGAAGGAUGCAGAAACCAGCACUUCUGUCAGUUUGAAGAGGAAGCGUAAAUUUGAGGAUGCAUUCAUUGUGAUAUCUGACAGUGACGGAGAGCAAGAGCCAGAAGAGGAGAAUGGAUUGCAGAAAACAAAGAUGAAACAGCCGAGUAGAGCAAAGUGUUUGGCUAAAAGGAAAAUUGCACGAACCAAUUUUCAUCCCCUUGGAGGUGAUAUCACCUCAUUGAAAAUGCAUGAUCCAGGUUGUCAAAUUUAUUGGCAUAAAAUUGUUCACGAGAUGACGGAAGAAGAGCAGUUUGCUUUGGCUCUCAAAAUGAGUGAGCAGGAAGCCAGGGAGGUGAACAGCCAGGAGGAGGAAGAAGAGGAGCUCUUGAGGAAAGCUAUUGCUGAAAGCCUGAAUAGUUGCCAGCCUUCUGAUGCCUCUGCUACCAGCUCUCGACCUCUUGCCAUUGGACCAUCUUCACAGUUCCACCAAGAGAAAACCACAGACUCUGGGACCACUGAAGGCAUAUGGCAGCUGGUACCUCCAUCACUGUUUAAAGGCUCACAUAUCAGUCAGGGAAACGAGGCUGAGGAAAGAGAGGAGCCAUGGGACCACACUGAAAACACUGAAGAGGAGCCGGUCUCUGGCAGCUCAGGAAGCUGGGACCAAUCAAGCCAGCCAGUCUUUGAGAACGAGAAUGUUACAUGUUUUGACAGAUGUACUGGCCACUUGGCUGAGCACACACAGUGUGGGAAGCUACAGGAAAGUACUGGGAGGGGCUGUGCCCAGGGUAGGGGGGACACAUCUAGGCACUGUCUGCCUACCCCAGCAGAUGACAGAGGUUUCCAGAGCAUUGGGGGCACUGUGCACUACUUCUGGGGUAUUCCAUUCUGCCCUGCUGGAGUAGACCCUAACCAGUAUACCAAGGUCAUUCUCUGCCAGUUAGAGGUUUAUCAAAAGAGUCUUAAAAUGGCUCAGAGGCAGCUCCUUAAAAAAAAAGGGUUUGGGGAACCAGUGUUACCUAGGCCACUUUCUCUGAUCCAAAAUGAAUGUGGCCAAGGAGAUCAGGCUAGUGAAAAAAAUGAAGGCAUCUCAGAAGAUAUGGGAGAUGAAGACAAAGAGGAGAGGCAGGAGUCUAGGGCAUCUGUCUGGCUCUCAGAACCCAAGGAUUUCCAAGAAAGCCCAAUUAAAAGCUUGAAAGAGAAACUUUUGUUGGAGGAAGAACCAACAACCAGUCAUGGUCAGUCUUCCCAAGGUCUAUUUGUUGAAGAAACUUCUGAAGAAGGAAACUCUGUACCUGCCUCACAGAGCAUUGCUGCUUUGACCAGUAAGAGAAGCUUAGUCCUUAUGCCAGAGAGUUCUGCAGAAGAAAUCACCGUUUGUCCUGAGACACAGCUAAGUUCCUCUGAAACGCCUGACUUUGAAAGAGAAGUUUCACCAUCUAGCAGAGAGACCCCAGAUGAAGUAAGAAUAAUAAUGGCAGAUCAGGAGGUUGGUAACAGGGAAGAUGCUGAGAAGGAAAUACCUACUUACACCUUCUCAUCCAGUACCCGUGUAUCCUGCCCAUUGUGUAACCAAGGCUUCCCACCCACAAAGAUUGAGAGACAUGCCAUGUACUGCAAUGGUCUGAUGGAGCAAGACACAGUAUUGACUCGGAGACAAAAAGAGGCCAAGAGCAAGAGCAAGAGUGACACUGGGACAGCUGCCCAGACGUCUCUAGACAUUGACAAGAGUGAGAAGUGUUAUCUCUGUAAAUCCUUCGUCCCAUUCAGAGAGUAUCAGUGUCAUGUAGACUCCUGUCUCCAGCUUGCCAAGGGUGACCAAGGAGAUGGACCUUCAGGGAGUGAUAGUGUAUGCCCAGUUGCGGAGGGGAAGCAGCAGCAACGGCUGAGGAGCACCAAGGAAAAAGGCCAGAAUGAAGGUCGACUCCUCAGUGUCUUGGAGCAGUCUGAGCAGCAGUCUGCAGAUGCCGAGAUAAAGACCACGUCUUCAGAAACAGGAGCCUUCAGGGUUUCCUCACUGGGGAUGGAAGAGGCAGGCUGCAGCAGAGAGAUGCAGAGUUCCCUUGCACAUCUCGACAUAAAUGAUUCUCCCAUCAAGUCUUUUGUUUCCAUUUCAGAAGCCACUGAUUGCUUAGUAGACUUCAAAAAGCAAUUUACUGUCCGGCCAGGUAGCCGGGCACGGACCAAAGCAGGCAGGGGAAGAAGGAGAAAAUCCUAAAUGUCUGGGGUCAGAGGGUUGACAGAACCAUGAGCAGUAGGAGUGGGCCAUGUUCAUUAAGCUACCAUGGCCUCCAGUUCAUUGUUGAGCAAGUUUGGGCCUUGCAGUUUUCACCACCAGCCCCCACCCACCAUCCUGGUUUUUAUGUUUUCUAUGAUCUAUACCGACACCUGUGUAUAGUAUUCUGUUUUAUAACAGUACGUUUGAAUUCACGUUUAGUUAAAAGAAAGUUUAAAUAUA